Molecule: messenger RNA, 4286 nt
Organism: Rhinolophus ferrumequinum (greater horseshoe bat)
Lineage: Eukaryota; Metazoa; Chordata; Mammalia; Chiroptera; Rhinolophidae
Gene: CEP70
Product: centrosomal protein 70
Exons: 19
Coding region: 601-2340 (579 amino acids)
Biological process (GO): regulation of microtubule cytoskeleton organization; cilium assembly
Cellular component (GO): centrosome
Molecular function (GO): gamma-tubulin binding
Source: RefSeq, a predicted model, not a curated record
CUCCAGGUUCACAGAGGCAUCGCUCAGAGCCCCUACCUGAAGCAUCCCCGGAAUUGGCUUCACCUGGGCCAUGCGAGUGGUCAAACUGACCCUUGUCGGGGACUCCAGAGAGGAACCGCUUGGGACGGGUUCGCUUCCAGUCUUACGAUUGGGGACCUGACAAACCUGGUUCCAGUCCUGGCUCUCCGCCCUUUGUGAUCUUUGGCUUCUCAUGUAAUGUCUCAGCGCCUCAGUUUCUUCAUUUAUGUAAUACAGCUGAUGAAGAUCCAGUUUCAGACCUGAGACUUACUGGGUGAUCAUUUAAUUGAGAUCAACUGGAAUGACCAGGUAAAAAGUGCAAGAGGAAUGUGCUAUGACUGAGGUACUUGGAGCACUAUUAAUUUGGGACCUUCGUGAGAUACUGGAAUGACACAGAGGAGGGGAAGCCAGGUUUCAGUUCAUAGCACAGGGGGUUUACUUCUGGUUCAUCCUUGUCCUGAGAGUUGCAGCCCUUUCAGGCAACUCAAAACUUUUUAUUGCCAAUCUCUACUUUGAUUCUACAAACGAAACUGUAUCUCCAGCAGCCUCUAAAGCCAAGGAAUCCAGUAAAUCAUCAGACUCAUGACUGAAAAAGAGCGUGAAGCAGCAGAAUGGGAGAACAUAAAUGUGCUGUUGAUGAUGCGUGGCUUAAAACCUUUGUCUCUAGUCAAAAGAACAGAUCUUAAAGAUUUCAUCAUUUUUGACAAACAGUCAUCAGAAAGGAUGAGACAGAAUUUGAAAACAUUGGUGGACGAAACAGCACGUCAACAGAACAUGAUCCAGGAGCUCAUAGAAACUAAUCAGCAGCUUAAAAAUGAACUUCAGCUAGAGAAACGCCGAGCAGUAGAUCAGGAACAACGAGCUAAUGAUUUAGAACAAAUCAUGGAGAGUGUGAAAUCCAAAAUUGGUGAAUUGGAGGAUGAAUCCCUAAAUAGGGUUUGCCAGCAACAGAGUAAAAUAAAAGAUCUUCAAAAGGAUCAUAAAGCUUUACAGGCAAAAUGUCAGCAUUAUAAGAAAAAACGAAUGGAGCAACAAGAGACUAUUGCUUCUUUGCAAAAGGAUAUCUGUAGAUUAACAAAGGAGGACGAAGAGCGCAUUGUCACUCAAAACAGAGUGUUUGCUUAUCUCUGCAAAAGAGUUCCUCAUACCAUCUUGGAUAGACAGUUGCUUUGCCUAAUUGAUUACUAUGAAUCUAAAAUUAGAAAACUGCAUAAACAAAGGCAUUAUAAAGAAGAUGAAAGUCAGUCAGAAGAAGAAAAAGAUUAUAGAAGCUUUGAUGCCUCACCAACUUAUAAAGGCCUUCUAAUGUCAUUACAGAAUCAACUCAAGGAAUCAAAAUCUAAGAUUGAUGUACUUUUAAGUGAAAAGCUGAAUCUCCAAAAAGAUUUGGAAAGCAGGCCCACACAGCAUGAAUUAAGACUUUAUAAACAACAGGUGAAGAAACUGGAGAAAGCCCUUAAGAAAAACAUCAAAUUACAGGAUCUUAUCAGUCAAAACAAGGCUGAGGACACAGAGAAAAAAGAUGAGCCCAGGAAAGAUAACCAGCAGCAGGCCCUAACUGACCAGAGAUACUUUCAGGUGCUGAGUAGCAUCAAUUCAAUUAUUCACAAUCCAAGAGCUCCAGUAAUAAUUUAUAAACAGAGCAAAGGAGGAGUCCAACAUUUUAAUAAAGAUCUUGUUCAAGAUUGUGGAUUUGAGCAUCUUAUUCCUAUAAUAGAAAUGUGGGCAGAUCAGCUGACUUCCCUAAAGGAUUUGUAUAAGUCCUUGAAAAUACUAUCUGCAGAACUGGUGCCUUGGCAUAAUACAAAGAAGCAGGAUGAAAAUGAAGGUAUCAAAGUUGAAGAUCUGCUGUUUAUAGUAGAUACCAUGUUGGAAGAAGUUGAAAAUAAGGAAAAGGACAGCAAUAUGCCAAACUUUCAAACUUUGCAAGCUAUUGUUGCUCACUUCCAAAAAUUAUUUGAUGUGCCUUCUUUAAAUGGAGUCUAUCCUCGAAUGAAUGAAGUUUAUACUAGGCUUGGAGAAAUGAAAAAUGCUGUGAGAAACCUCCAAGAACUCCUAGAGUUAGAUAGUUCAUCCUCAUUGUGUGUGGUGGUGAGCACAGUUGGAAAAUUGUGUAGGCUGAUCAAUGAGGAUGUGAACGAACAGGUUAUGCGGGUGUUGGGACCUGAAGAUCUCCAAAGCAUUAUCAUCAAAUUGGAAGAACAUGAAGAAUUUUUUCCAGCAUUUCAGGCAUUUACUAAUGAGCUACUUGAAAUCUUAGAAAUUGAUGACUUGGAUGCCAUUGUACCUGCCGUAAAGAAAUUAAAAGUACUUUCAUACUGAACACAAAUCAUUUUUACUGUGUAAAUUGCAUUCUUAACAUUCUAAGUAUUUUGUAGGAUUGAUCUUACUUUGAGACAAGGGUUAUAAAAUGUAUUUACUCUCAGAAUUCAUCCCCUUCCUACUGAUGUGUCCUUUUCCAUUCAUAUAAUUUUUAUGAACUUUGAGAUUCUUAUAUAGAAAACAGUUGUUAAGUUAAAGUAGUGAUUUAAUUUUAGAGCCUUUAAUCAUUUCUUAAGCAAUUCUUGAGUGCUUAAAAUUUAAGAUUAUUUUAAAGUACAGUGUGUGAGUAGAAGAGAAACUCAGGGAAAGAGAUUGUAAGUAAUAGAAAGGUUGCAUUUAAGUUCAGGGUUUAGUGAUCUUUCUGGUUCUGGAAAUAAGGAAUGCCAGUGGCUCUCGAGUCCAGCCAGUAGGAAGCUAUUGCUUUCCUGGCAAGGAAGUGACACAUUCUAUUAAGAUAUCCCUCAUGGCACUUGGCCUGUCAAAGCAGGAGGAAGAAAAGGAAGAAAGAGGAAAUGUUUUAUUUUGUGUUAGGGUAGGAAAUGAAUUAGGAGGUAAUAUAGAUGAGCUGAUAGAAGUCUCUCAUAAAAAGUGUCUUCUUUGGCAAUCUUGAUGUAAUGUACUUUUUAUAAGGGCAUGAGAUUGCAAAUAAAAAUUUUAUGAAGAAUUUCCGAACAUACGUGUCCUCAGUGACUUAUUUGUAUUAUUCACAAAUAAUGAGUCAUAUUCUCUCACAAGGCUGAGUCCUCAUUGGGCAGCGGGUUCACCCUUGCUGCAUCUUACAUAAGAGUGCUUUUCUUGCUUCCUUCUACUUAUUCUCUAUUCUCAAUAUUCAGUUUGAUUUUCUUAAAGGGCUAGUGUUCUGCCUCACAUCUAGGAGUACAAGCCACUUUGCUGCUUCCCACCACCCUGCCACCCUAGCACCCUCCACUUUUGUAUGUAGUAAGCCUAGGAAGACGUCUGUUGUUCUUGUUCUUUGUCAUACAGACUUGUAAAGAAUUUCCAGGAAGCAGCAUGGUGGAAUGGUGAGAGUAAAUGUCAGUAGAUAAGCAUCCAGGUCCCGUCUAAUGAGAAAUCUUGGUAGAAUUUAUGAUCUUGGAAGUUGCUAACAAGGUGUUGACCUUCUCAACACCCAGGGAUUAGACAUAAGAUAAUAUCUUAAGGUUCUUUCUAGAUUUAAAAUUCUUUGUUUUGUUAGCCUCCAAUUACAUUUCCAAACACUAGCCCACAACUUGUGCAAGAACCUGUGUCUUUGAGGGUUGGAUAAAAAAAAUAUUGGGAUACUCAAUAAUGUAACACUCUUGAGUUGAUUAGAUUGCUCCAGGAAAUUGCUGUGAGACAGUUUGGGAAUCUAAUAGUAUUUGAAAGGAAGUAAUUUAAAAAUUAUGUUAAUCUAAAUUUUGUCAGCUAGGGGUUAACUCUUAGUUUAAAACACCUUUUUCAGACUCUUCCUCAGAGGCCUGGGAGUUUUUUGGAGGGCCACUGAGAGGGAAGUGCCACUAGUGGGAAGAAUAGUAGGCCCUCUCUAUAAGAUCUACUUUUAUCCAAUUUUAAUUAUUUAAAAUAUAAGUCCUGCAGAUAUUGUUUAGCUCUUGAUUUUUCUUACAAUUUUAUUGAUGUAUAAUUGAUAUAUAAUACGCUGUAUAUAUUUAAAGUGUACAAUUUGAUAAGUUCUGACAUACAUAUAUGCCUGUGAAACCAUCACCACAAAUAAUAAACAUACCUGUCACUCCAAAAGUUUUCUCUUUGCCCUUGGGAGUCCUUCCCCACUCCCUCCCAUCCCCAGGCAACUAAUGACCGCUUUUUAUCACUGCAGACAAGUUUGCAUUUGAUAGGAAUUUACAUAAAUGGAAUCAUACAAUGUGUUCUCUCUUUUGACUGUCCUCUUUCACUCGGCGUAAUUAUUUUGAGAUUUUUGUAUGUCGUUGCCUUUAUUAACAGUUAAUUCC